AUGGCUAAAAAGGAUAAUAUUCAGGUUGGCAAGGGUAUAGACAUAGAAUGGAACAUUGUUCUAGGGGAAAAUUCAUGUGAAGUACAACUUUACAUUAAGAGACAAUCCGAAUACUCUGUCUCAGCAGGAGAUCCUUUUAAACUGGAGUGCCCUGUGAAAUACUGUGCUAGCAGACCUGAUGUGACUUGGUGCAAGCUCAAAGGAACAGAGUGUUUACAUCUUGGGGAUAGACAUCAGCAACACACGAGUUGGGAAGAAAGGAAGAAUAUUGCAGUUUUUAUCCUACACUUUGAAGCAAUGCUUCCUAGUGACAGUGGGUCAUACCGCUGUUCUGCAAAUUCUUCAUCUAGACUCAUUAAAAGCCACUCAAUUACCAUUUCUGUGACAGAAUGGACUCUUAAUAAUUCAGAACACCUUCUAAGAACAUUGACUGACAUUCCAGAUGCAACCAGCACCUCAGGACCACUCUCCGAGGAAGAGAUAGCAGGCAGACCAUGGCUCCUUUACAGUUUGGUUCCUUUGGGGGGACUGCUUCUACUCGUCAUGACCUGUUUCUGCCUGUUCUGCUGUCUACGAAGGCACCAAGAGAAACAAAAGAAGUCUGCUGAUACACCAAGAAGGGAAAUUAACCUGACAUGUCUGCAUGGUAGAACUCUGCCAAGGAGAUGUAAUAGACAUCCUACUGCACACAUCACAAUGAGGAUGACAGAACCAAAUAAGGUUGAUGUUCCCCAUUCCUUUAGGACUGAGAAAACUGAAGUGGGCACCAGGCAAAAUUCCCAAACACUACCAUCAGAAACUGAAAUUUAUGACAAUGACCCUGACUCUUGGGUCAGGAUGCAGAAAGGGCCUGAAGUUUAUUCUAACCCAUGCCUGGAGGAAAACAAACAGGGCAUUGUUUACGCUUCCCUGAACCACUCCAUCAUUGGAAUGAACCCAAGACAGGGAAGAAACGUGAAAGAAGCAUCAACAGAAUAUGCAUCCAUAUGUGUGAGGAGUUAAAUGUGGCCCUGACUCCAGCCAGUGAUCACUGCAUGAUCAGCAUGUCAGCACCAUUGUCUGGGCCCAACAGGACAUCUAACAAUGUUUCUCAACUUGGGAAUUUUCCCAUUAAGGAGGUUCAUGUUGGUUCUCAGUUCUUAAGGAUAUAUAGGACAAAUGAUUAAAAUUUCUCCUGGAAUCUUUUUGAGACGCCUUUUAUAUUAUAGCCUUGAGCAACAAAAUCUUCUCUCCAAGACUGACUGAUAUCAUCAGUAGCAGAAUAGUAGAAUAUUUAAACUUAGCUACAUUUUACCCAAUAUACAAACUCAAUUUUUCUUUUGGAACUAUCAGAGAAAUGUGUAGGGAAGAGAGGUUUGUGUUAUCUGGUUCAGCUCACUACACACACUUAAAAAAGAAAGAAUGUACCAGUUUGACUAACCAACCAUAAAUACAGAAAUGAUCAUAUGUUUUCAGUCAACCUUUCACAAUAAGAAAUUUUACUAUGUCAAUCUAAGACUGGUGUUUCUUAAAUGUAAAGGAGAAAUAAUUUUAGACUUUUUAUAAGAAAAGAAUGGAAAGAUUAAAUGGUGCAAUAAAGAUACAGAAUACAUCAAUAGGGUGUGGGGUAGUUGUUCCCCGUAACUGGCAAACUUGUAUCUACCCUAUUAGAUUGCCAAGAAAAUACAGAUAUUACUAGAGCAAUUGAUGUAUAGUGCAUUUAUGAGCAAAGUGGUGACUCAGUAUUUGGGUCACAUAGACUAAUGUAUAUGAAUGUGACAUAAUGCUGCUGAACUAAUACAU
Molecule: messenger RNA, 1782 nt
Organism: Galeopterus variegatus (Sunda flying lemur)
Lineage: Eukaryota; Metazoa; Chordata; Mammalia; Dermoptera; Cynocephalidae
Gene: BTLA
Product: B and T lymphocyte associated
Exons: 7
Coding region: 1-1002 (333 amino acids)
Biological process (GO): immune response-regulating cell surface receptor signaling pathway
Cellular component (GO): plasma membrane
Molecular function (GO): signaling receptor activity
Source: RefSeq, a predicted model, not a curated record